This is a messenger RNA of Crotalus tigris (Tiger rattlesnake), 1811 nucleotides long. It is a transcript of the gene CHP2, whose product is annotated as calcineurin like EF-hand protein 2. The record is from RefSeq and is a predicted model, not a curated record. Lineage: Eukaryota; Metazoa; Chordata; Lepidosauria; Squamata; Viperidae. Gene Ontology annotation, molecular function: calcium ion binding. The transcript is spliced from 7 exons. Bases 66 to 638 code for a protein of 190 amino acids.
CGACCCCGCGGCGACGCCUCCGCUUCCCGGGCCAGUCCGAAGCCUCGCCCAGGCUGGGGGUCGCCAUGGGCGCGCAGGGCUCGCAGCAGCAGCGGCCGGUUCCGGAGCAGGAGGCGAUCAUGGCCGAGACCGGCUUUUCCGAAGCCAGCCUUGCCCGCCUUCACCAGCGCUUCCAGGCCUUGGACAGGGAGGAGAAGGGCUACCUGAACCGAUACGAUCUGGAAGGGAUCGGGGAGUUGGCAGUGAACCCCAUCGGAGACCGCAUCAUCAACGCCUUCUUCCCGGACGGGGGUGAGGAGGCCGACUUCCGCUCCUUUGCUCGGGUGCUGGCUCACUUCCGGCCGGUCGAGGCCCCCGGCAACUCCGAGGACAUCAACAGCCGCCUUAGCAAGCUGAAGUUUGCUUUUCAGUUAUACGACCAAGAUAAGGAUGGCAAGAUCUCCCGGGCUGAGAUGCUGCAGGUCUUGAGAAUGAUGGUGGGCAUCCAGGUGACCAACGACCAACUGGAGAAUAUCACGGACCGAACCAUCCAGGAGGCUGACAGAGAUGGAGACAACGCGAUCUCCUUUGAGGAGUUCACCAAGUCGGUGGAAAAGCUGAAUAUUGAGCGGAAGAUGAGUCUGCGCAUCCUGAAAUGAGGAAGGCGCAGGGGGCUCCCCAAAGAGGAUUUUAUGGCGAAAGGUCAGGAAAAAUAUGAGUUGCAAAGCAUCCGGAUCUGGUCCAAUCUUUCUCGGGUUCCCGACAGACUCUUGGGAGCCCCCUGCGCAGAAGGUCUGUUUCGGAGAUGUGACCACGAGUUCGGGCAGCUGUGACUUGGCCUGCGGUGUGAGUCUUAGGCCUCCAGUUAUGGAUUAGCUUAGUUAGUAGAACUGUGAUCCGAAAAGGAGCAAUUUAUGUAAUGGUGCGGUGCUUAAAGGCAGUCCUCGACUUACAACCAUUUGCUUAGUGACCGUUCGAAGUUACAACGGCACUGAAAAAAAGGACCGUUUUUCCCACGGCCAUUGCGACUUCCCCAGGGUCAUGUGAGCAAAAUUUGGACGCUUGGCAACUGACUUGUGUUUAUGACAGUCACAGUCGUGUCCCGGGGAUCACGUGAUCCUCUUUUGAGACCUUCUGAGCAAGCAAAGUCAAUGGGGAAGCCAGAUUCACUUAACGUCCGUGUUUACUACCUUAACGGGUGCGGCAAUUUGCUUAACCACCACGUUACUAAUUUAAUCCCAGCAGUGAUUCAGUUCACAACCGUGACAAUGGGGCAAAAUUUGUUUAACGACCGUCUUGCGUAGCAGCAGAAAUUUGGGGCUCAAUUGUGGUCAUACGUUGAGGACUGCAUGCAUUUUGUGCGUUCGUGUGUAUUGCAGGCGCUUUGAUCUGUUUCAGAGAAGGGGAAAUCUGUCUAGCAUUCAGGGCUCUUUUAUCCCAUUGGCACAAAUAUGAGGACUUGCAGGUUUUCUGGAUGUUUUACAACGGAUUCCGGACGUAAAAGAUGCAUGAAAGUAGUCCUCGAUUUACAGCCAUUUGUUUAGCGACCAAUUGAAGUUACACCAGCACUGAAAAAAAGGGGACUUACACCCAGUCCUCGCACUUACAACCAUCGCAGCAUCCCCACGGUCACGUGAUCAAAAUUCACUCUUUGCAACCGGCAUGCAUUUACGACAGUGGCAGCAUCCUGGGAUCUUGUGAUCGCCAUUUGUGACCCUCCCCGGUUGACGUCCGGCAAGCAAAGGGGGUGGGGGAAAUGGCCACUAAGUGGAGCCAACAAAAUCCUGUGCUGGAUUUACACUUAUAUAGAUUAAAUGCUUCGUCAGCCUGGA